Molecule: messenger RNA, 1302 nt
Organism: Rodentolepis nana
Lineage: Eukaryota; Metazoa; Platyhelminthes; Cestoda; Cyclophyllidea; Hymenolepididae
Source: the annotation of a GenBank genome assembly
AUGCAUGUACCACGUUUAUGUCGGUUUAUUGGCAAAGUGGUCAAAUGGCGAAUCUAUAAAGAUCCAGCUCACGAAUUGGUUGCGAUCAAUGGGCCCAUUUCGCAUCCUGGGCCGAAUCAGGUCAAGGAAGAGACAGCAGAAUUGGAGUUUCUAAUCAUAUUCGCGAGGAUACUACUUCUUUGUCUUAUUGGAAGGGGAUUGAAGGUUGAAAUGGGAUCAGAUCUGUUUGGUUUAGCCAUCCUGCAUGUGUGGACUCUGAUUUUGCAGGCGAUAGCAUCAUUCGAACCGGAUCCACAGACGAGGGACUCCAUAUUCUUGAUCUCAAAAGAUUUGCACUUACUCUCUCUCGAUAUCUGUGAAAUGACAUUCGGUGUGUGGAAUAUUAAAACCGCCAUGCAUAUCGGCAACCUUGGACGAAUCUUGCAGGCUCUGAAGCGCAAUACCCUGGCGGAAAAAAUGCAUCUGAAGGCGAUUUCGAUCAAAGAGCGCUUUCUGGGGCCGAAUGAUUAUGAGGUGGGUAUCAGCAUUGCGCUUUUGGCCAAUCUCUACAAUUACCACAUGCGCGAGUAUAAUAAGGCUGAGGCGCUCUACCUACGAUCUGUUCAAAUAAGUUUGGAUGCAUUCGGACCAAGUCACAGUGAAUUGAAGUAUGACCUUCGAGGUCUUCAACGUGUCUAUCGGAAAAUGAAAAACAUGGAGAAAAUGAGGAAGAUUACCCGAACAUAUGGCAAAUGGAAGGAGUUCCGACGUCGCCAUCAAGGGACCAUAUCUUCAAGCACUGUUGUUGAGGACGCAAUGGAAGGUUACCUUGAGUCUUCUUCCUUUAUUACGCAUCUGGACACCAUAUGGAGGGAAUUCCGUAGCAUAUUUGGGACGCUGUUGAGUGGUAAUGGCGUCGAAUAUACGUCCCAAGAAAUGGAAGGUGAAGAGCUGGACACCGAAUCAGGUGGGUCUUCUCCAUUUCCUCCUGUUAGAUACAUAGAGGGCAUGUGGGUUGAGUGUAUACUCCCAAUCUGUGAAGGUGUUAUGCCAGUCAGUCGUGUCCGGAAUAUUGUUGGUCUCAAGGAACCAGGUUUAGCCAGCAUGUGCCUCCUGUUAACCAUUCUUUCCAUAGGUUUAGCCAGCACGGUUAUGAAUGGUUCACGUGAAUCCCUAGAUAUCUACACAAUCUCUCUGGGUGCCAAAUGUAAGGCUGUUGCAGUUGAAACCGCCAAUGGCGACGAAGUCCAGCGUUUCAUUCUUUCUGUCUUUGCACAUUGGCAGAUCAAGUUUCCUGGAAGAAGAUUGUGUUUUGAUGCGUAA